AUGGCUGCUUCUGGGGUUUGCCUCUGUGGUGGGGAUUCUGAGCUGAGAAGAGGGCUGAGUGUGGAGUCAGAUGAUGAUGAUGAGAUGCUAUCCCCUGGCUCUGUGAAGCCAGUCCCCCUUCUCAGGAAAGAUACCAGCCUAUGGAGAAGUGCAGAAAGGAACAGGAUAAAUAUGGCUUUUAAGGGAGAGGACCACUUAGAUUCCCUUUCCUUCCCAGUUCAGCGCAUGCACCUAAUCCAGGUGGACUCUGUUCAGCGCUGGAUGGAAGACCUGAAGCUGAUGACAGACUGUGAAUGUAUGUGCAUUCUCCAGUCCAAGCCCAUCAGCCUGGAGAAGGAUGAACAAAAUGAGCUCAUCCUCUCCUCCCAGUACAGCACUUGUGAUAACUUGCAGCUCCUGCUGAAGAGAGCUUGGAUCAUCAGCACUGAGCUGACCAGGAUUGCUCAGAAGCUGGAGAAGAACAGGUGGCAGAGGGUCCACAGCAUGACAGUGAGGGUCAACUGCCACGUGCACUCCAUGAUAAACGAGUACAACACCUUCUCCAGGAGCUCUUCAGAGGAAAUGCAGCAGCUUGAAAAGCUUUUAAUAGACAAGUGUUCAGAAUUUACAGCAUUCACAGAAAGGUGCUUACAGACUGAGGAUGAAGAGAUACUGAAGUCCAUGAAAUCUUGUGUUAAUGAAACUCUCACGACCGUGGCUCAAUAUUUUGGCCAGUUGAUAGAGCUGGUUUUAACACAAGAGGCACAGAGCCUGCUGAGGCAGAUAGAGCUCUCGGGCAGCCUGUCCAGCACGGAGUCGGCCGUCAGCAGUUUGUUCAGCCUGGCCCAGGAAGGCGCUCACCUCUGCCGCAUCAUAGCCAGGGAAGGAGGUGUCGUUGCUCUCUUUAAGAUCUGUCGCCAGGAUUGCUUCAGGUGCCUUUAUCCCCAGACCCUGAGAACACUGGCAUCAAUUUGCUGUGUAGAGGAAGGGAUGCACCAGCUGGAAAAGGUGGAUGGGAUCCUGUGCCUGGCUGACAUCCUCACUGAUACCAGCCAUUCUGAAGCCACCCAUGCAGAAGCAGCAGCAGUGAUUGCCCAGAUCACAUCUCCACACCUCACAUUCACUCAGCAUCUCAGCAGCUUCCUGGAAAAUAUGGAAGAAAUCGUGACAGCACUUGUCAAACUGUGCCAAGAAGCCUCAUCAGGUGAAGUUUUCCUGCUGGCUUCAGCAGCUCUUGCCAAUAUCACUUUCUUUGACACCAUGGCUUGUGAAAUAUUGCUCCAGUUAAAUGCAACAAAGAUCCUCCUGGCAGCGUGCUCAGACAAAGGCAUAGUGGAUACUCCAUAUUCCCGGGAUCAGGUGGUAACAAUAUUGGCAAACAUGUCUGUGUUGGACCAGUGUGCUUCAGAAAUCAUUCAAGGAAAUGGUGUUCAGCUUUUAAUGGAGAUGCUCUUUGAGAAACCCUCCUCUGGGAAUGCAGCAGAAGCUGCAGCCUGUGAGCGAGUCCAGCAGAAAUCUGCGGUGACCCUGGCGCGGCUCAGCCGAGACCCCGAGGUGGCAGAGGCAGCUGUAAAACUCAGCUGUAUUCCUCGCCUGAUUAAACUUUGCAGAUCACCAACAGAAAGAAAUAACAGUGAUUCUGUCUUAGUGGCAUGUCUGGCAGCCCUGAGGAGGCUGGCAGUCAUGAGUCCUGAUGGGCUGGAGGAUUCAGAUUUUCAGCAGCUGGUAAAGCCCAGACUCGUGGAUUCUUUUCUGCUGUGCACAAAUAUGGAAGAGAGCUUUGUAUAAAUGGGAGCCAAAAACCUUUGAACAAUGAUGAAGGUGAUGGGUACACAGUAAGAUAACACAUGUACAAUUUCAUUUGGGUUUAGUCCUAUUGUUAUUUAUGACUUAUUUAUUCUAAACCCAUGAACAUGUGGUUUGUCAGAGCAAAGGCACAGAAUGAGAAGACUUGUUACUGUGGUUUGAAAAGAGAAUUUUUUAUUUACUCUCCUGCCAAGACACACAAUACCUUAUCAUUGCCAUCUAGCAAAAUGUUUUGUUUAGUAUAGUUGAAUUAAGGUAAUGAAGCCAAGAAUUUGUUGCUCUGAUGUUAAAUGCUUCUGAUGAUGUUUUUUCACUGAUAUUUUUCUACAGUUAGGACAUUUUGUAGUUUUUUUAAUAAAUGUUUCAGCCUCAUCUGUAUUUGGAGAAAAAUAAUCCUAAAAGCUGCAAGUAUAUACUUUGAA
Molecule: messenger RNA, 2207 nt
Organism: Serinus canaria (Common canary)
Lineage: Eukaryota; Metazoa; Chordata; Aves; Passeriformes; Fringillidae
Gene: INSC
Product: INSC spindle orientation adaptor protein
Exons: 13
Coding region: 1-1767 (588 amino acids)
Biological process (GO): establishment of mitotic spindle orientation; regulation of asymmetric cell division; apical protein localization
Cellular component (GO): apical cortex
Molecular function (GO): protein binding; cytoskeletal adaptor activity
Source: RefSeq, a predicted model, not a curated record